GGGGUAUAUACUAUGGCUCAGAAUGUCUGAAUUUAUUUAAAUAGUGGGGAGCGAGGCACAAUAAAAAAAUAAUAAUAUAAUAGUUUCUGCCCUAUUGUUUUAUGUCAUUUUUUAUUGGAAAGAAAUUGUUAAAAAUCAAAUUUCCUUUUAGAAUGGAAUUUUUAAAGCAAUAUGCUCCUGAUACAGUGAGUAGACAAAGGAAGAAGAUAAACUUUCCGUCAGCAGACAGAAAUAAAGAACCUAUCCUAGAAGUGCUCAAACAAUAUUUUGAUAAUACCAUCGAAGGAAAAGUUAUAGAAAUUUCAUCUGGAACUGGCCAACAUGCAGCAUAUUUCGCUCCACAUUUUCCAAAAUUAACCUUCCAACCAACUGAAAACGAAGCCUCUUUAUUAGAAAGUAUUUCAGCUUAUGCGGCAGAUACACCCACGAAAAAUGUCAAAGAACCACUUCAGGUAAACAUUGUGGAUGAUUGGACGAAGUGGAAUGUACCGAAUGACUUUGAUUACGCAAUAAAUAUAAACAUGAUACACGUUACACCGUUUUCAUGCACAAUUGGCCUUUUCAAGAAUAUCAGCGCUGUUUUAAAGCCGGGUGGAUUACUUGUUACAUAUGGAGCGUAUGCAAAUAACGGCGUUUUGGAACCUGAAUCUAAUAGAGAGUUCGACAAAAGUAUAAGGCAGAGGGAUCCAAAUUGUGGAAUAAGAGAUAUUCAAGAUGUCGUUAAAGUGUCAGAAUCUUAUGGAAUUAAACUUAAGGAGAUACUCGACAUGCCAGCAAAUAAUAAAUGUUUAAUUUGGCAAAAAGAUAAAGAAUGAAUAUUUUUAUACAAUAUAUAAUAUGUAAAGAAGAGUAAAGUAUUACG
Diabrotica balteata is the source of this 862-nucleotide messenger RNA. Lineage: Eukaryota; Metazoa; Arthropoda; Insecta; Coleoptera; Chrysomelidae. The record is from the annotation of a GenBank genome assembly.